AUGCGAGGUAACAAUUUCAAUCGACCAAUGCGACCAUAUGGCAUACGAGGUAUGGGUCCUAGGCCUGGACCAUUGGGAGCCUACUGUAAUGACAGAGGUGAGAGAGGGCGAGGUGGUGGACCACCAGGUGGUUAUCCACGGACACCUUUUUAUGCUGGUUACUCUGCAAACAUGGCCAUGGGUGGCGUACCGAUGAAUCAAGCUUCCGGAAUGGUUCCUUUCCUGGCUGGUGUCGCUCCUGAAGAAGAACUUUGGGUAGAAACGAAAUCACCGGAAGGUAAACCAUAUUAUUACAAUGCUGUAACUCGUGAGACGGUUUGGGAACGACCGGCUACAGCAAAAGUUAUGGAGCAAGGAGAAUUACAAGCUUUAGUUGAAAAGGAUGCAAAAGAAGAAAAGGAACAAGGUAAGAAAUUUGGGUGUUCAAUUGUUUUAUUCAAUCUAUUCCAUUUAAACCAUUUCAGAAAAAAAUAUUUUCAAUGA
Molecule: messenger RNA, 483 nt
Organism: Dracunculus medinensis (Guinea worm)
Lineage: Eukaryota; Metazoa; Nematoda; Chromadorea; Rhabditida; Dracunculidae
Source: the annotation of a GenBank genome assembly